Clonostachys byssicola is the source of this 2538-nucleotide messenger RNA. The record is from the annotation of a GenBank genome assembly. Lineage: Eukaryota; Fungi; Ascomycota; Sordariomycetes; Hypocreales; Bionectriaceae.
AUGUCCUCGACAACCGCUGCCUCCUUCACAACCACCCUCCCGUCCUAUCCCCCUGUGCCUCAUCAGGUCCGUUCUGCUGUCCUGCCACGGCCCAAAACUCCUAUCAGGCCCAAGACACCCAUCGCGAGACCCAAGACGCCCGUUGCGAGACCCAAGACUCCUGUUGCGCGACCAAAGACGCCCGUCGCCCGGCCCAAGACACCCGUCACUAGGACUAAGACGCCUACCAUCCGCAAGUCUCGCUCGUCGCUGCGCAGACCCUCGACCGCCGUCUCUACCCCGAAUCUCAAGGCCGCGUACGAGAGACAGUCCAGACGGUCCCCUGCUCCGCCCCUUCCGCGGAAAUCUUCCCUCGCCGCGCUCACGCAAGCCUACCUCGCGAACCAUCCCGAUGUCAACAUCCAAACCCACGACUCCAUACUAAGCGACUGCACCACAUCUCAGCUGAACAUAACUGCCAACCGGAAAUCCAGGGACAGCAUGGCUCCUACAACGCCAGGCAGGCCGGUUGGUGACGACCUGGCUGUUGGCGACACUGUUGAUGUCCCCGGCUCUAUGCACGGCGUCGUCCGCUUCGUCGGUUCGGUCCAAGGAAAGAAGGGCGUCUUUGCUGGUAUAGAGCUUCACCCUGAGUUUGCUCCGCGUGGGAAGAACAGCGGUGAUGUAGAUGGUAUCUCCUACUUUGCAACCUCUGUCCCUGGCGCAGGUAUCUUUGUUCCUGUGUCCAAGGCUCUCCGCAGAGGAUCUCCAAUCCCUUUGACACCUGGCACCGCAGGGCUUAGAUCGCCUCACUCGGGGAAUUUCACGCCUCCUACACCUAGUCUACCUAAAUUCAGUCUCUCGGUCGGCCCAGGUGGCAGGGCACCUGGGCCGAGGACCUCACUUCCCCGACCGGAUUCACCGGUUCGGCGGACGGCAAUGACUCCGAAGCCCUCGAUUGCGACACCCAAAGUACCGUCCAGGUAUGGAAGCCCAACGAAUGCGCAGGCUGCGCGUUUCGCUCAAAGCAUGCGCGGCACGGCUGGCGAUCCCAGCAAGAAGUUACCACAGUUUAAUCAAAGCGUGGGCCCACGCAGUGCCUCUGCACUUGGCUCUGUCUCGGGUUAUGAUGAUGAGAACAAGCCUGCCGGACACCGGGCGCAGGCAAAUGGGAGCAUCGGCUCAGCAUCUUCUCUUGCUGGCAGGGCACGUCCGACAUCGCGUGCGAAUGGUAUACAUGAGGAUGAGGUUGAGCGGCUACGAGCACAACUGCAAGACCGAGACCGUCAGCUUCAAGAGCAGUCAGCGACUUUGUCCGAAAUGGAAAGCAGCUUGACCGAACUCCAAACGUUGAUGGAGCAUGCCGAAGGACCGGUGUCUGUACGGAAUAGCUUUGACGACAAAGACUCCAGCCAGCUACGCCAGAUCUUGCGGGAGAAGAACGAGAAGAUUGCUAUGCUCACCGCUGAAUUUGAUGCCCACCGGGCCGACUUCCGUAGUACGAUUGACGCUCUCGAGAUGGCCAGCACGGAAACCGAGCGGGUCUAUGAGAAGCGAAUGGAAGAGCUCAUGGGAGACAUUCGUGAGCUGGAAUCGCGGAAUAUGGAUGUAGAGUCGGUGGCAACCCAGCUGAAACAACUCGAGGAGCUUGUCCAGGAGCUCGAAGAGGGUCUUGAGGAUGCUCGUCGCGGCGAAGCUGAAGCUCGAGGAGAAGUCGAGUUCUUGCGAGGGGAUGUGGAGAGGACGAGGACCGAACUUCGUCGUGAGCGAGAAAAGGCCGAGGCAGGUGGCCUCGACAAGGACAAGUUGAAGGAGCUGGAAUUGAAGGAAGAUGAGAUUAGAGGUCUUAAGGCUAUCAUCCACUCACUCAGUCGGGACUCAGUCCCCGCCGAACCACCUCGACCCAGACGUCCAGGCUCACUGAUUCCGGGUGAUGCCAUUGAGAACAAGAUUGCUCGCGAUAACCUGGAGAGGCAGGUGGCCGAACUACAGGGGAUCCUCGAGCAGAAGAGCAAGCGGGAAGAAGAGCUCGAGCAAGAGCUUGAACGGGUCAGGAUCACCAAUAUCAACCCUCAGCGAUCCUCUUUCAGAGACUCGCGCGACACCGUCGUCCUUACUAGCAGGGGCCAUGACAACGACGCUACUCACAAGCGGGGAUCAGCUAUGGCUCCCAUGGCCGAGAGCGAUGCCAACUCCAGUGCAACUGAGAAUAGCACUCUUUGGUGCGAGAUCUGCGAGACGGCUGGCCAUGAUAUCUUGACCUGCACCAACAUGUUUGGCCCAGACGGUGCCAAGAUGACCGCUGAAGUCAAUGGAGAGAAGACCAUUACUGGUGAUGCCCUGAGGGUACAGGACGGCAAUGCUCACCCUGCCCCUCUCUCGCCUGUCAAGUCGAAGAGCCCCGUGGUCAGCCCGGCCGUCAAGGUCAUGCCCAACCCGAUGGACUCGGGCCCUGUUCCCGGAAAGGAGAGCGGUGUGAUGGACCCUGAGAAGUGGUGUGCGGUCUGUGAGCGUGACGGACAUGACAGUGUUGACUGUCCUUUCGAGGAUGCUUUCUAA